This is a messenger RNA of Suillus bovinus, 652 nucleotides long. RefSeq lists its product as uncharacterized. The transcript has a single exon. Lineage: Eukaryota; Fungi; Basidiomycota; Agaricomycetes; Boletales; Suillaceae. Bases 318 to 533 code for a protein of 71 amino acids. The record is from RefSeq and is a predicted model, not a curated record.
GCAAGGAGCUUCGCGCUAUCAUGACGGUGCCUACACCUGACCCUGGUGUGUGGGCGUUCUCCGAGGAGAACGACCUCCUUUUCGCGAGCUUGAACACAGAGGAACGCGUUUCACCCUCGGAGUGGGUGCAACGGGGUAUACCAAAGAUGCGAGAUGCGCUUAGACUGCAGUGAUCCGGAUAUCUCGGAGCCUGUGAAACGGGGUGCGUAUGUGUGCAUCCUACGCUCCCAUACAUGAGGCUCAGGCAUUGCUUGCUCUUGUGCCUUUCCUUUGUGCCUUUCUCUUUGCUGUGUUUAAUGUCGUCGAACUGUUCGUAGAUGUUCAUUGGACAUUCCACUACUGAUGGUUCCUUGUCGCGUGUGUCGUUCCUGCUGCUCUUGGUGCUAUUCGCUCUGUAUUCCUCCGAUCUAGUACCACUGCCAUCAUGUUGGAUGGCUUGGAUUGAGGGCUUUGUGCUGUGCCGUGCGAAUGAGAAGUCUUGCAAAGGUUUCAAGUGCUGUAACAUGGUUCGAGUUGCCCGUAUCUCACAAUAGCGCUAUCUAGCUUGAUAGAAGUCCCUUGCGGUGACGAAGAACAGGGAUAGCUUUAUUUGUAAUAGUAUGCAAUGAGCGCUCCGUCAAUGCAGUGUCUUGGUGCUGUUAUAGGUGAUUCC